UUAUUACUUUUUUAUUACUGUAUACGAGAAAAAUAAAAAAUAAAAAAAAAAUAUAAUUUUUAAAUAUGGAUCAACAUGUUACUACUGCCGAAGUACCCUACUAUACAUCCACUCAAAGUGUUAUACCCACACCGUCCAGUUCCUCGAACCUGCUAUUCCAACCACAGGAACCUCAAUACCAUGUACAAGGAUAUCCACCACCACAACAACAACAACAACAUCAACAACAACAGACUCAGUAUGUCAUGGCUCCAUACAACGCUAUGGAGACCCAACCCAUGAUGAACACAGGACAAUACCAAUCAAUAGAUUUCUUUUACGAGACUCCACAACCGGAUUAUACCAACACUUCAGCUCCAAAUUAUCAAAUACCAACAAGUACACGGCCAACAGAAAGAAGUACAAGUACAACGCAAUCAAGUGUCGAUGAAGAUUACGUUCAAAAUCUAGCUAAUGAGUUACAACAUACAAAACAAUUGUUAAGUCAGUACCAAUUAAGAACCGAGCAGUUAAUGAGUCUAGUGGAGAAACAGACUUUAAAAAUAAACGAGUUACGAGAACAACUUGCUGAAAAUAAAAAGGGAUAAGGUUUUUUUUAUAUGUUUAUCAAGGGCACAACGCGAUCUAUUUUAUAUGCUUUUUAUGUUUUUUUUUUUUAAAAAAAAGAAAAAAAAAAAAAAAUUACACUCACAAAAAAGAAAAUUAACUCUUUCUUCAUAC
This is a messenger RNA of Mucor mucedo, 720 nucleotides long. RefSeq lists its product as uncharacterized. Bases 66 to 587 code for a protein of 173 amino acids. NCBI's taxonomy places the organism in Eukaryota, Fungi, Mucoromycota, Mucoromycetes, Mucorales, Mucoraceae. The record is from RefSeq and is a predicted model, not a curated record. The transcript has 2 exons.